AGGUUUGGUCUAAAAUUAUUCAUUCAUUAUGAAGUUUUUCCUGCUGAUGAUUGCUAUAGUUGUGACCUUUGCGAGUGCUAUUAACUGGUGCGAAAUGGAGGCAAAAUAUUGCAGUGAGCGCAAGCAUAUUAUGUGUCAGCCAAAAUCUUUUCCAAUGGCCAAAAAUGUGAGGAAUAUCCAGAUGGUUAAAAUGACUCCGGAAAUCAUAGAAGCCGGUGUAAAUCGCCAUAACUUCCAUCGGAGCAAUAUAGCUUCCGGUAGAGUCAGAGGAAUCCCAAGUGCUAGGGCGAUGCAGAAAAUGUCCUGGCAUGCGGAUUUGGCUAAUGUAGCUGCCGAACACGCUCGUCAUGCAAACUUCAUGCACGAUGAGUGCCGUGGAUUUACAGAGUUUCCAUGGUCCGGACAGAAUCUCGCCAUUAGAUUGUCUACUGAACCAUUUACAAAUCUCGAACAGGAAUUUGUGUCACUCAUUGAUAACUUGUACGACGAGAUGCCCAUCGUCAGAGACAGAAAACUCUCCUGCAUCGAUUCUUACACUACAUUUUGGCCAAGCUGCAGAGAUGCCGGACACUUUACGGUUAUGGUCAAAGACGUCAACGGACACGUUGGUUGUGCUCUUGUGACCUUUGAACAAUACAAGAAACGCAGAUGGUGGUACGCUCUUAUGGCAACUUGUAACUAUGAAGACAAUAACAUAACCAAUCAAAAAAUCUACGCGAAAGGACCACCUUGUUCAGGAUGUGCUUCAGUUGGAAAGCAAUGCGAUAGAGCAAGUAGUCUUUGUAUCUAAAAGAUUCUUACUUACUCAUAGAUUCUCCACUAUCCAAUCUAUUGGUUUCUGAUUCAACAAAAUUAUAGAUUCGUUACUAAAA
Molecule: messenger RNA, 872 nt
Organism: Phlebotomus papatasi
Lineage: Eukaryota; Metazoa; Arthropoda; Insecta; Diptera; Psychodidae
Product: antigen 5 like allergen Cul n 1-like
Exons: 1
Coding region: 29-790 (253 amino acids)
Source: RefSeq, a predicted model, not a curated record